Messenger RNA from Coregonus clupeaformis (lake whitefish), 3161 nucleotides. Its product is annotated as splicing factor U2AF 65 kDa subunit. Gene Ontology annotation, molecular function: poly-pyrimidine tract binding; pre-mRNA 3'-splice site binding. The transcript has 11 exons. The record is from RefSeq and is a predicted model, not a curated record. Lineage: Eukaryota; Metazoa; Chordata; Actinopteri; Salmoniformes; Salmonidae. Gene Ontology annotation, biological process: mRNA processing. The coding region runs from base 205 to 1611 and encodes 468 amino acids. Gene Ontology annotation, cellular component: nuclear speck; U2-type prespliceosome; U2AF complex.
UUGGAAUGUUCGGCUACUCUCUCAUCUGGGUUGCUACUGUGUAGCUAUGUUCUAUCACUCUGUGGAAUGGAUAGCGUGAGCAGUUUGCCUGGACGACUGGAAAAAUCCAUGAAGCGGUCUACUACAAUUAUAGCUAGCUGGACUCUGGCGUCAAGGCAGUCAGGCAGAUACAGAAUAUAAUCAGUUUAAAAUAUUGCAUUAAUCAUGGCUGAUUUUGAGGAAUUCGAAAAACAGCUGAGUGAAAACCGACAGGAGAGAGAGAAGGAGAGACGCAAGAAGAGGAGCGGCAGUAGGUCUCAGAGCCGCAGUGAGAAACAUCGCAGCUGGAGCAAAGACCGGGGCAACCGGAGCCGAGAGAAGCAAAGCCGCAGUCGAGACAGGAAGAGCCGGGAGCGGAGGAGCACCUCACGGGAUCACAAGAAGCACAGCUAUUCUCCACGAAGAACAAGGAAGAAAAGGACCUGCAGAUACUGGGAUGUGCCUCCCCCUGGCUUUGAACACAUCACACCAUUGCAGUACAAAGCUAUGCAAGCGGCUGGGCAGAUACCCACAAUAGCCCUGCUGGCAUCAGCUGCCACGACUGGGUUGGCAGUAACACCCACCCAAGUGCCCAUAGUUGGCAGUCAGAUGACUAGGCAGGCUCGACGUCUCUAUGUUGGCAAUAUUCCCUUUGGUGUGACCGAGGAGUCUAUGGCAGAGUUCUUCAAUGCCCAAAUGAGGCUUGCAGGCCUAUCGCAAGCCGUUAGCAUCCCUGUGCUUGCUGUGCAGAUAAAUCAGGAUAAGAACUUUGCAUUCCUAGAGUUCCGGUCUGUUGAUGAGACCACACAGGCCAUGGCUUUUGAUGGAAUCAUUUUCCAAGGUCAAUCGUUGAAGAUAAGACGACCACAUGACUACCGGCCUCUACCUGGCAUUUCAGAACAACCUGCUUUUCAUGUCCCAGGUGUCGUGUCCACAGUGGUACCAGACUCCCCACAUAAACUGUUUAUUGGAGGCCUACCCAACUAUCUCAAUGAUGAUCAGGUGAAGGAGCUCUUGACAUCAUUCGGACCACUCAAAGCUUUCAACCUUGUGAAGGAUAUUGCCACGUCACUGUCCAAAGGUUAUGCCUUUUGUGAAUAUGUAGACGUCAGUGCGACUGAUCAGGCAGUGGCUGGGCUCAACGGCAUGCAACUAGGUGACAAAAAGCUAAUCGUUCAGAGAGCAAGUGUGGGGGCCAAAAACGCCAAUCCGACUGCCAUCAUCGAGACCCCGGUGACGCUGCAGGUGCCUGGGCUGCAGAGACUUCAGAAGUCUGGGCUGCCCACAGAGGUGCUGUGCCUGCUCAACAUGGUGAUGCCUGAGGAGCUGGUGGACGACGAGGACUAUGAGGAGAUCCUGGAGGACAUCAGAGAGGAGUGCUGCAAGUACGGCAGCGUGCGCUCCAUCAAGAUCCCCCGGCCCGUCGACGGAGUGGAGGUCCCUGGCUGUGGCAAGAUCUUUGUGGAGUAUGUUUCUGCUGCAGACUGUCAGAAAGCCAUGCAGGCCCUCACUGGCCGCAAGUUUGCCAACAGAGUGGUGGUCACCAAAUACUAUGAUCCAGACAUGUAUCACAGACAGGAGUUCUUAGGGUAGAGGGGAAACAGGAGGUAAUACCUGGAAUUAGCUGGGACCUCCCCUUUCCUGCUUCCUCAAACUUGGUUUCAGCUCUUCAGUGAUGGCAAGUAUCGUGUGUUCUCUCCAGUAUUCACAGCUAGUACGUUGUAACCCUAUCCUCAUUUACUACAGUAGUACAGAUUUUGGGGGGGGGGGAAUAAUAGAUUUUUACAUGUCUUUUAGAUACUUUUUGUUGGUGUAAUAUAUCAGUUAGAGUAUCUGUGUGCAGUGAAUGAAUCUACACUCAUGCUGUUUGUGUAGGAUUCCCUUUGCAGAAGUAGUAUGAAUGUCAUGUGUACUUAGAUCUAAAACCAAACUAAUAUAACAUAGCCAGUGUUGCUGUCUUUCUUGAAACUCUAGAGUCAAUGAGAUGAUACAAAAGUGAAAUUCUAUUCUGAGCACAAGCUGUUUUCUUAUUUUGUCUCUUAACUUCAAGAAUUGUUAACUCGAGAUGUAGCUAUAUUUGAUAGCUAUCAUACUUUCACUGUGUGAUUCUGAGAAGUAACUAACAGUGAGGUGUUAUUGUAUCUCCCCCCCCCCUCCCUUAAAGGCAUACUUCUGGAUUUUGGCAAUGAAACCCUUUACAUACUUCGCCAGGUUCAGAUUAACUCACAGAUACCAUUUUUAUGUCUCUGCAUCCAUUAUGAAGGAAUUAAGAGGUAGUUAGCAAUUGCGCUAAUGCUAGUUAGCAACUUCCUUCACGUAGAUACAUAAAAACUGUAUCCAUCUGACUCUGAAGAAGUAGAUAAAGGGCUUCAUUGCCAAAAUCCAGAAGUAGCCCUUUAAAACUCAAACACCUAAAACUUGUGUUAGAAAAACACUCUCAACACUAAUAAUUACAAACAGUGAACAAAACAAUUAAUUCUACAAAGUAAUGAUUUGGGCAUUUUCACAGCGGUUUAAACCCAUAACCUUGAAAUGUGCAGAUUGUUUUGUGUUGGUGCUCUGGAUUAAGAAUUUGUGUUAGAUUGCAGCAAAAAAUUACAAGGUCACAAAAAUACCAUACCGGCAAUAGAAAUUGACAUUAUGCAUAGUUUUUGGAAUAAGAAAUAUUUGGUCCUACAGGAAAGGAUGAGGAGAUUUUAGAAAAUGUGCUUUUAAUUUAUGUAAAUAAUGUAUGUAGCUACUGUAUAUUCUGUGUUUUUGUUAUCUGAUGCUUUUGCAUUUGUAUGGAAGAAAAUUGGUUAAUUUAUUAUUACCCAAAGGGUUUUUAAGCUUCAUGAAAAUUGCAGAUGUCAGUUGAUCCAACAUUGUCGUUGUAUGACAGUACAUUAAUUCAUAUCAUUCAUCAUUACAGUGAGAGUACCUUUGAAUUUUUUUACAAUGUACUGUAUAUCUCAUACGAUUACAACAAAAACACUAUACUUAAUUAUGGGUAAAUUAGAAAUCAGCUUUCAACUAAAUACAUGCAGUGCAUUGAUUAAAAUGAAUUAUAAAUACUGUUUUUGUAAAUGUAGUUUUGAAUGUGCUAAAACUGAAAGCAUUUUUAUGUACAACAUAACCUACCUUGAAUAAAUGCCUGCAUCCUC